Messenger RNA from Magnolia sinica, 687 nucleotides. RefSeq lists its product as uncharacterized. Lineage: Eukaryota; Viridiplantae; Streptophyta; Magnoliopsida; Magnoliales; Magnoliaceae. The record is from RefSeq and is a predicted model, not a curated record. The transcript has 2 exons. The coding region runs from base 1 to 687 and encodes 228 amino acids.
AUGAUGGUCACUAAUAUGCAGCAACAACAGAAGAUGAUGGCCACUAUGAUGGAGGCCAUGGCCCAGAACAUGGGUGUGCCGCAACCGAUGCAACCCGGUCUAACCGCACCCGCAAAUAACGUGAGUAACUUGUUUGAGCGGUUCCAGCGGUACAGACCGCCUAUGCUCGUAGGCACCCACCGCCCCGAAGAAGCGGAGUACUGGCUCAAUCGGGUCACCAAACUCCUUAAGCGUCUCCAUUGUACCGAGACAGAGAGCGUUGAACUCCUUUCCUACCUCUUUGAGAAGGAGGCAGACUUGUGGUGGGAAAGCGUUCUCCGCUCCAUCCUUGAGGGUCACCAAGGGAGCAUGACGGUAGCACAAUAUGAAAAUCGAUUCACGGAAUUGUCGCACUAUGCAUCCGAGAUGAUCGCCAGCGAGGCGAUUAAGAUGAGGCGAUUUUUGGCAGGGCUAAGAAGCGGUAUCCGCUCGAAGAUGUGUUGUGUCAGCAUCAGGACAUAUGCGGAGCUCGUAGAGAUGGCGACACAGGCAGAGCAAGAUGAGGAGCGUGUCGCACGGGUCCGCUCACAGUUAGGGCCACGAAAUAGGGUGGAGGGACCAUCCUCCUCUUUUACAGGAAAAAGGGCGCGCCCUAGCUUGCCACCCCGACAAGCCGCCGCGCCGGCCCCUUCUGCACGACCGGCCUAA